UCGCAUGCCUAUCGAUAAGCGCCGCCUGCAACCCUGUCACGCCAACGAUGAAUGGAAAAGAAUAUGGCGACCUGACUCUGGAAAAAAAUUAGAAUUUGUCCGGCAAAAGUAGUGUGCAAUACGAAGAAAUUUGCGCCCUGAAGCCAGAGCAAGCGAAACCACGGGGAGGCUAACGAUAAGGAUAGAUACGGAAACGGAUACGGCGAACACGGAAACGGGACACAGCAGCAACGGCAAGAUGGGCGAAGUCAAGUCCGUCAAGGUGGACAACUGGGGCGUCUUCUUCCUGCAGAAACUGCAGAACUUCUUCAACAAGACGGACUACUGCGAUUUGACGCUUCAGUUCCGGGACAACUCACAGCUGAAGGUGCACCGAUUGGUGCUCAGUGCUUGCACCGAUUACUUUAAUGUGCUGGAGCAGACCUGCGAGAUCGUCGACGAUGCCCUCAUCAUGCCCAACGAGUUCCAGGCGGACGUGGUGGUGCCCAUUGUCAACUUUAUGUACACGGGCACCCUGGAGUUCGAACUCAAAAUGUACGGCAAGCUGUUGCGAACCGCGAAGGAGAUGAACAUGACGGUGCUGCUCAAGCUCCUCGAGGCGCAUCGACGCACCAUGGAGAACGUCAACCGGCAGCAGAGGCCGCCUAGUCCGAAGGGCAUUCGCCGGCGUACAGUUGGACAACCCAGUUCAGGUCUUCCCCAGCAGCGUGUCCUGGGUCCUUCAACGCAGUCCCGGAAUGUGGCCACACCCACCAUUCAGCGAGCCAGCACACAGCGUGGACCCACUGGCACAAAUCGCACACAGUAUACGGAGACCACAAGUAUCAAGCAGGAACCAACUUCUCCAUUCGAACAGCUUCGCAAGGGCUAUAACAACAACAAGAGGCCGGCACAGACCAGCCUGCUGUCGCCGCCCUCGAAGAAGCCGAGUUUGGAGGAGGUCAAGGAGUUUGCAGAGCAACAGCGUAUGCGGAAGCAAAUAGCCGCGGAAUACGGAGAUCACGAUCCGGAGUACGAUGGAGGAAUGCUGUAUGAUGAUGUCCACGCUGGGGACGAUGAUGACGACGAUGUGCCACCGCAGCCGUCUACGUCCAAGCAGCAGUCGCCAAAGGGUACACAGACCCAGCUGGAGCACGGAUCCACCACAAUUAUUCUGAAGCAGGAUUUCCCGAGCCAGACGCCCACGAUAAUUGUCAAGGAUUCCUCCAACGCCAAGCUGAACCACACCAAGAUCAUUGCCGAAGUGCUGCGCCAGUACCCGCACAUUGUGAAGGGCCACAAGAACAUUAAGCUGAAAAUAAUGCCCAACACACCUCCCGCAGAGAAAUCUGCACCGGCGGCAGUGAAGCCAGCACCAGCGACUCAGUCAUCCGCCUCCACGUCGCCACACAAGAAAUUGCAUGUAUCUUUUAAGGCUGAUAAGAACGCGCCAUUAAUCACCUCUCAGCAAAAGGCUGCAACUUCUCAGCAAAAGACUGGAACCACGCAGUCUACCGCCUCCCAGGCAUCUGUUGCGAACCCACCGGCAAAUGCCGCCGCAGCCCAGAAGAGGAGAAUUGACAGCAAGACAAUGCAUGCCUUGAUUGCCCAAGGAGCCGAGAACACCACUGGACCCUGGCUGUGCCUGCGGUGCGGCGUAAAUGGACGUCCCAUCAGCAUUCCGUCGUACCGAGGCUUCCGACGCCAUUUGAUCAACACGCACAAAGAGGCCAUUGAUCCGGCGCUAUGCGAGCAUUGCGGCUGGCGUUCGGGCAACAACCGAGAACUGCAUUACCACAUGUAUAUGGAGCACCAGGUCAAGUCGCUGCUAUACUUUGCCGAGUGCGCCCUGUGCAACCAGUCGUAUCUGACCAAGGGCGAGUUGGAGUCGCACAUCAACGAGGCGCACACGGACGACAACAAGCAGCAGUGCAUAUACUGCAACAAGGUAUUCGAGCAAGAGCUACAGCUGUACAGGCACAUGAAGAGCUACCACAAGGAGCAGGCCCUGGAGGACGGAAUCAUCGAUGAAACGGACGAGGAGUUCCUCGGCUCGCAAGAUGAGGAGGAUGAAGAGGCCGAAGGCGAGGAAGAGCAGGAACCGGAGCAGACUGGCAAAGUGCGAAUCCUUUCGGACAUCAGUCUGCCAGCCACUAGUGCCAUCGCAGUGCAGCAUGCUCAGCAGGAGCAACUGCAGGAGGAGGAGGUAGAGCAGGUGCAGCAGGAGGUGAAGUUUGUUGGUGCCGAUGGCAAUGAAGUGGAGCUGACGGACGAACAGCGCAAGGAGAUCCUUUCACAGCUCAACCAGCAGCAAGCAGGCGCCGCCGCCGGUGGGGUGGUUAUGGCUAGUGAGCCGGAAGCGGAACACGCGAAGCAGGAGACCGACGAGAAAUCCCUGGCCGGCACCGAAGAGGAGUAUGAUGACAGCCAAAUCUACAGUGAGCUGGCUGCCAGUGACUCUGGAGAGAGCACCAAGAAGAACGUUGCUGAUGAGAGCAAAGAGUCCAUGGAUAACCUGGAAUGGGCUGAAAACCUUAUUGCAGAGUCCGAGGAGCAGAGCAACAAGGAGCCCAAAUUGGAAAAGUCACGCGAUGACAUCAGUGAAAAACUUAAGGAGCUAACCGGCGACUGGACCGAGGAUGAGAACGAUGACGAUGCCGAUGACAAGCCCGCCACCACAGAGCUUGCUUCCGAACUAGCCAAGCACUCGGAGUCAACAGCUCACGAGGAGGAAGAAGACGACAUUGACUUGGCUCUCGAGUCUCUGCACAAGGGACCUGAAGAUCAAGCUGUAGAAAAAACCGGUGAGGAGUAUGUCACCAGUGCAGAAGAUGCAGUUGUUCCGGCUUAUAUGAAUAAUCAGCCCGAUAAAAUGGACGUAGAUUCGGAGGCGGACGAGAAGGCUCCAAAGUCAGUUGUCGAGAUCAAGAAAGAGGGGGUUGAAAACGAUGAGGAGGAAUUUAUCAAAGAAGAUGCGCCUAUCGCGGACGCCGAGCCCGGAGUGGAAUUGAGCGAAGCGGUCGCUCCUGCUGAGAUCGACGAUGAUGUGCAUCUAGAGGCCGAUAACAUCCGCAAAGAGCUCCUAGAUGAAUUGAUUGCCGAGGCCGAGAAGCCUAAUCAGGAGAAGAGCGUGGUUCAACCUGAGGAGAAUGCUACGACAGAGGCAUUAGCUCCAGCCUUAGACAGUGCAGUGACGGAAGAAGAUGACCUGGUGCCAGCCACCCAACUGUCCACCGACCAAAUGGAGGUUGAUGACCCAGAAGCGGAAAAGCCAGCCAAGAAUAAUGAUGAUGCAAGAACGACAGACAAAAAGGAAACCGCGGAGGACAAACCAAACAAGAGUGGUGGCAGCAGAAAAGGGACCACAGAAAUUGCGAAAGCUGCCGAGGGAACGACGUCUGGUGAAGCAGCCAGUGGAAAGGUGAAGAGUCUCAUUAGUGAAUGGGAUGAUGAUGAGGACGAGGAUGAGAAUGGGGUCAGUGCGGCGGCGAAGGAGGAGCUAUAAUUACUAGAUUUAUUUAUGUUCUAAGUUCGGCGAUUCACAGCAGAUCAGCAGAUACUAGCAUCUGAGUUCGCAAAGAAUUUUCGGUUUCUAUUGUAAAUUAAAUUGUUAACGAAGAUCGCAGUGGAUGAUAAGAUACACAUAUGCACAGGUUUAAGUGUAUAAGAUCUAAUCUACACGUCCCACGUAAUUGUAAAUCCCCUCCCAUCCCAUCUAUGUUGCGUGCUAGCACGGAAAAUGUAAAACUCAAAGGAGUCCCCUUAAAUGAGAGAUCAGAGACCAAACAAUCCAACAUUUUAGCUAUUUAUGAGUGUCCGUUUCUUCACACAUACACCACCAAUAGAGCAACCAUACAUAUAGAGAUGUAGUUACAUAGAUGUUGUUUUAAUUGGUUUAAAACAGAAGGCAGGAUGUUCCCAGAUAAAUAAGUAAAAUGAUUGACGUUUUAUGAUUGGUUUAGUAAUAUUAAUCAAAUACAAAAAAGGACACCCUUUUUUUUGAUUACCAACUUAAGUGUAAGGUUAAUUAUAUAUAAUAAAAGCAUACAAAAAUAA
This is a messenger RNA of Drosophila suzukii, 4035 nucleotides long. It is a transcript of the gene Cp190, whose product is annotated as centrosome-associated zinc finger protein CP190. Gene Ontology annotation, molecular function: protein binding; DNA-binding transcription factor activity, RNA polymerase II-specific. The record is from RefSeq and is a predicted model, not a curated record. NCBI's taxonomy places the organism in Eukaryota, Metazoa, Arthropoda, Insecta, Diptera, Drosophilidae. Gene Ontology annotation, biological process: regulation of transcription by RNA polymerase II. Gene Ontology annotation, cellular component: nucleus.